GUUAAGCACAUUUACAAUCUCAAUCCUCUGACUCUAAAACAUGACCCUACCACAAAUCAUAGCCACCCACAAGAUAGAUAAUGUCACAACCUUCCCACUCCACUAAUUUUCUGCCACGUGUCCUACACAGAUUCUCUUAAAACUCCAAAUACCUCCCAAAACAGCAAGAACAAUCGAUGCAAAUACAAACUUCACAUAUUUUAAUUUCCUUAACACUGUCUGUCCAAAACUGACAAACAAACCAUUCAUCCCUCCCUCUCUCCAUAAAUGUUGGAGCACGAAUUCCUCACCACCACCUCGGCCACCGGAAGUGUUAGGUCUGCGGUCACGUGGCCACGUGCAUGUGACACAUGCCGCUCUGCUCCAUGCGCCGUAUUCUGCCGCGCAGACUCAGCAUAUUUAUGCGCUGGGUGCGAUUCGCGCAUCCAUGCAGCAAACCGAGUAGCCUCGAGGCACGAGCGUGUUUGGGUCUGUGAGGCCUGUGAGCGUGCCCCGGCGGCUUUUCUUUGUAAAGCUGAUGCUGCUUCUCUUUGCUCCUCUUGUGAUGCUGAUAUCCACUCUGCUAACCCUCUUGCCAGCCGCCAUCAACGUGUCCCAAUUCUCCCAAUUUCCGGUUACCUUUACGGUCCUCCGACGACCCUUUUAGGUGCCGACGAUGAAGGCUUUGUCGGCGGUGGUUGUGCCGGUGGUGAGGUGGAGGAAGAGGAGGAUGAAGGUAUGGAAGAUGAAGCAGCUUCAUGGCUUUUGUUGAAUCCACUAAAGAAUAGCAAUAACAAUAGUAACAACCACAACAACAACAUCAACAACAAUAGCAAUGAUCAUAAUAAUCAAGAGGGUAAUAAUGGUUUUUUGUUUAGUGGUGAGGUUGAUGAGUAUUUGGAUCUUGUGGAUUGUAAUUCUUGUGGUGGUGGUGAUAACACUUUCACUACCAAUACUACUACUACUACUACUACUACUCAUCAUGAUGAGUAUAGUCAUCAACAGCAAGAUCAUUAUGGUGUUCCUCAAAAGAGCUAUGUUGGGGAUAGUGUUGUUCCUGUUCAACAACAGCAAGUACAGAAUUUUCAACUUGGGUUGGAGUUUGAAUCUUCCAAAGCUGGAUUCAGUUACAAUGGUGGUUCUAUUAGUCAAAGUGUUUCAGUUUCAUCAAUGGAUGUUGGUGUUGUACCAGAAUCAACAAUGAGAGAUGUCUCAAUGAACUAUUCAAGAACUUCAAAAGGAACAAUUGACCUAUUUUCAGGUCCUCCAAUUCAAAUGUCUUCUCAUUUCUCACCAAUGGACAGAGAAGCCAGAGUUCUAAGGUAUAGAGAGAAAAAGAAAACAAGAAAAUUUGAGAAGACAAUUAGGUAUGCCUCAAGGAAAGCCUAUGCAGAGACUCGACCGCGUAUAAAAGGUCGAUUCGCAAAGCGAACAGAUGCAGAUGCUGAAGUUGAUCAAAUGUUUUCCACAUCAUUAAUUACGGAAGUUGGAUAUGGCAUUGUUCCCUCAUUCUAAAUAUGAGGUUAAACAAAAUGACCAGAAAACUAAGAGCAUAUUUAAAUUGACAUCGAGUUUAGCAGAAUUACGUGUACACGGUAAUUUUGUCAAAAUUUACUCAAAAUUUCAACAAAAUCACAGUGAUUUCGUCAAACUCAUUGUGAUUCUAAAUAUGCACUAAGAGGAAGGUCGAGAAACAUGACCAAAGAAAAUUGCUAUCACUUAUGUUUUACUAUUACUAAGUUUUUCUACUAAUUAGAUAUAUGUUUUAUUAUCUUGUUUUCUUGUAUUUUGAAUUUGACUGUUAUUUGUAAAUACAGUCCUUAUAUUAUUAAGUUAUUAAAUUAUAGUCAGCAUAUUUUGAAAAAA
Messenger RNA from Trifolium pratense (red clover), 1845 nucleotides. Its product is annotated as zinc finger protein CONSTANS-LIKE 2. Bases 268 to 1494 code for a protein of 408 amino acids. Gene Ontology annotation, biological process: regulation of flower development. The transcript has 2 exons. Gene Ontology annotation, molecular function: protein binding; zinc ion binding. NCBI's taxonomy places the organism in Eukaryota, Viridiplantae, Streptophyta, Magnoliopsida, Fabales, Fabaceae. The record is from RefSeq and is a predicted model, not a curated record. Gene Ontology annotation, cellular component: nucleus.